UGGUCCGCUGGCGUGGCGCUGACUGGAGAAAGAAGAUCUGAUUCUAGCUUGGGGAAGGCUCUGCUUAGCGCCUGACACUGUGUUGCAUUUCCCAAUAAGGCACCGAAGCUCCGACGAUGCGGCUGGAAAGGUCGGCGGGGUGUGAGUCGACGUACACAGGCAUGGUGAGACUCCACCCUGAAUGGUGGUGGCAUACAGCGGCGGCUGCCAAAUUCGAGCGCCACAGGGAACCAACGGAAAGUCACGCUACCCCGGCUUCAGACGGAAAGAUGGGGACCGGCAAAAGGGUUUGGCAGUGCGUGGUCGGGUCGAAUAUCACAGGCCUACGCCAGUUGCGCUGCCUCGCGAGAUGACAGUGAAACAUUACAAGCGCGAACAAAGCGACGGGCACAAACCUGCAGUAUCGAAUGAAGGAGGAACAAAGGGCGAAGGACAGGCAGGACACGGCACACAUCGUCAGCUCUCCUCCAGCUGUACCCGGUCCGACCGAUGCCUCGUGACAGGCAAGCACGGCACGGAUGAAUGGCCUCAGCUCUCUCGUGUACAGUACUUUCUUUAGGAGCAGGCACACUUUGAGUUUGUCGACCACGCGGCGCGGUGUGGAGAGA
Molecule: messenger RNA, 608 nt
Organism: Dissoconium aciculare CBS 342.82
Lineage: Eukaryota; Fungi; Ascomycota; Dothideomycetes; Mycosphaerellales; Dissoconiaceae
Exons: 2
Coding region: 182-559 (125 amino acids)
Source: RefSeq, a predicted model, not a curated record